CCCUUCCCUGCUACAUUCCAUGUGCAAUUUGGUGAUUGCUGCAUACAUGCUCUUUUUUUAAUCUCCCUAUGAUCACGCUAUGUGAUGUUAGAUUCCCUUCUCCAUCUCCAGCCGUUGAAUCAGGCUUAAUUAGUCAAUGUGCAUGCAUCGGUUUUGUUAAUGCAAAUGUUCUCUGAUCUGGCCUUCAGUUCGGCUACCACAGCCCAUAUUACGAGUUCUAUUUUCCACUAUCAACUGAGCACCACAUAAAGGUUCAGAGGCAAAAAAAAAAAAAACUCUUUGCUCAGGGGAGUUCAAACUGAUUGCAGCCAUGGCUGAUGGCACUGGUCUAUGAUAUGGGAGUUUGCGAUUGGGGCUGCUCUAAACUACGAUUUCCUCCAUACCACGUCCUGCCUGUCACCCGUUUAAAAAUGGAGGAUUUUUCCUCUUGGAGGCAAAGAAGAGAACAAGUUUUCAAAUCGGGGCGCAUGCAUGUGACCGUGACUGCUCCGCAGAUAGCUCCAUCGCAUUGCACAAUGCCCCCCUGUCUUGUUCUUGAGCUCGGCGCCAAGGCGGGGGCGGUGGUCCACUUGUCGCUAACCACAUCUGUAAAGCCCCGCCCUUUUGAUCCCGUGCUUGCACACCGGGAGAUUAACUUAAUGCCAUUGCCGCUGCUCCUUUUCUCGGUUCCUGCCUCUCCGCUAGGCUGCUCGCUCCCCUUCUCCUCCACUUCGCUCCUUUCGGCCUCGGAUUCUUCGGUGUUCUUCCCACCAUUGCGUCUCUCGGUUUCUCUGCAUCCGGUUUGAGCUGGAAAUCUUGAGCCAUUCCGGAUUUCAUUUCAGAAGGAAUCCACAGUGUGGAUUGGUUCACUACUUGUUCUGGUUGAGGUUUCUAUCUUUUGCUGCCGUUUGGUAUGAGGAGGGAAACUGAAAUCUCCUGCUUGUUAUAACCAUGCUAUCUCUGAACAAAAUGCAUUUUCUCAAGCUGUAUUCCAGCAGUACGAGCGGGAGGAAUGGCUCCUUGGAACACCCUACCCGGACGUCUCCCCAGGGAGCCACCAAGACGGGCCGGCCGGCGAGGGGGGCCGGGCCGGACUCCGCCGCCGACAGGCCGUCGACCAAGUCGCCCACCGGGAGGAGCCCCAAGGUGGAACGCCGCAUGACGAUGAGCGCGGAGAGAGAGAAAAGGAGGCCACCGACGAAGCUAUCGGAGAUGGAGUCCCAGCUCUCUCAGCUGCAGGACGAGCUCAAGAAAGCCAAGGAACAGCUGCUCUCCACCGAACACUCCAAGCGCCGCGCCCUGCAGGAGGCCGAGGACGCCAGGGCGCGGGCGGCGGCGGCGUCCGCGCAGGUGCGCGACUCCGAGGCGCAGCUCGCCGAGCUCUCCUCCGCCGAGGAGACCCGCCUCCACGAGCUGCGCCGGCUGUCCCAGGAGCGCGAUCGCUCGUGGCAGUCGGAGCUGGAGGCCAUGCAGAAGCAGCACGCCGCGGACUCGGCGGCGCUCGUCGCGGCCAUGAGCGAGGUGCACCGCCUCCGCGUGCAGCUGGCCGCCGCGGCCCGCGCCGACCGCAAGCAGGACGUGGUGGAGGCGAUGGCCACCAUCGACGAACUCAGGGUGAAGCUGAAGGCGAGCGAGGAAGCCGAGGCGCAGGCGCGCGCCCUGCACGAGGAGUGCAAGCAGCAGCUGGAGGCGAGCCGCGCCACCAUCGAUUCGCUGCUCACGGACGGCUCCAAGCUGAUGGAUUCCUUCAGCCUCGUGGUGAAGGAGCUCGAGGAGUCCCGAGCCAAGGUCAAGGCUCUCGAGGAGGAGAUCACGGAGACGUCGGCGGCGAAGGCCGGCGAGCGUUGCAACUGUUCGGCAUCCGCCUCGGCCUCGGAGGUCGCUGAGCUGAGGUCGGAGUUGGAGUCCACGGAGGCCAGGCACCAAGAAGAGCGGAUCCUAAGCACAGUGGAGACGCAGUGCGCCUACGAGCUCAUGGACCAGAUCAAAAUGGAGUCCGACCUGCGACACGGCAAGCUCGCCGCGGCGCUCGAGAGCGCCAAGUCCGAGGUCAUCUUCCUCAAGGCGAGCCUCUUCGACAAGGACUCAGAGCUGCGGCGCGCCCUGGACGCGAACAAGAAGCUCCAAUCCGAGACGACGAGAGCGGGCAGCACGGACCACGAGCUGAAAGCGCAGCUGCAGGGCGCGCUCCAGGAGAUCGGGCAGCUGAAGCUCGAGCUGCAGCAGUACACCUCCGGGAGGGCCUCGACGAAGGCGACGGAUGCCGACGCGGCGGCGGCGGCGGCGGAGGCGGCGAAGAAGGGGGAGAUGGAGGCCGAGCUGAGGCGGCUGAGGGUGCAGGCCGAGCAGUGGAGGAAGGCCGCCGAGACCGCCAUGGCGCUGCUCACGGUGGGCAAGGGCGGCAGCAACGGGAAGGUGGUGGACCGGAGCGAGUCGCUCGAAGGCGGCGGCGGCGGCGGCAAGUACGCGGGCCUGUGGGACGAGCUCGACGACGACGCGGCGGCCAGGAAGAACGGCAACGUGCUCAGGCGGAUCAGCGGCAUGUGGAAGAAGUGAGGCUGAUCACUUCGAUCAGUAUCAACUGAUCAUAUUUCCUCGUGUAGUAAUUGUUUUUUGCCGGGUUGCUUUGGUACAAAAAGGAAAAGGAAAAAAACCAUAGGAGUGCUUGUACUUGGUUGGGUUAAUACGUGGUAUAUGAAGGGUUAAUUCA
Oryza brachyantha (malo sina) is the source of this 2689-nucleotide messenger RNA. RefSeq names its product interactor of constitutive active ROPs 2, chloroplastic-like. NCBI's taxonomy places the organism in Eukaryota, Viridiplantae, Streptophyta, Magnoliopsida, Poales, Poaceae. The coding region runs from base 931 to 2535 and encodes 534 amino acids. The record is from RefSeq and is a predicted model, not a curated record. The transcript is spliced from 3 exons.